This is a messenger RNA of Iphiclides podalirius (scarce swallowtail), 1005 nucleotides long. Lineage: Eukaryota; Metazoa; Arthropoda; Insecta; Lepidoptera; Papilionidae. The record is from the annotation of a GenBank genome assembly.
AUGGCUGUCUCAGGUCGAAUUCUGCCUUGGUUAAAAGAUGGGCUGAAGCUUACCAAUGUCAGAUAUACCUCAUGUGGUACUGCUGGCAAGCCAUAUGAACAAACAAGAAAAAAUCUGGUCCUAACCAGUGACACCAAAGUAAUAGUCCAAGGUUUUACUGGAAAGCAAGGUACUUUCCACAGUCAACAGGCAUUGGAUUAUGGAACAAAAAUAGUUGGAGGUGUGUCUCCAAAAAAAGCAGGAACUGAUCACCUUGGAAAGCCUGUAUUUGCCACUGUAAGGGAAGCCAAGGAGAAAACUGGUGCCGAUGCAUCGGUUAUCUAUGUUCCACCACCUGCAGCUGCCGGUGCCAUUCUUGAAGCAAUAGAAGCAGAAGUCCCACUCAUAGUCUGCAUCACAGAAGGAGUACCUCAACAUGAUAUGGUUCGUGUCAAGCAUGCUUUAUUGCGUCAAAACAAGUCAAGGUUGGUUGGUCCGAAUUGCCCAGGGAUAAUUGCUCCAGAAAAAUGUAAGAUUGGUAUAAUGCCUGGUGCUGUUCAUAAAGCAGGAUGUAUUGGUGUUGUAUCUCGUUCGGGUACCCUUACCUAUGAAGCUGUCCACCAGACCACCAUAACUGGUCUUGGGCAAACUCUUUGCGUCGGCAUCGGGGGUGACCCUUUCAACGGGACAGAUUUCAUUGACUGCUUAGAGAUAUUCCUUCGCGAUCCCCAAACGAAGGGUAUUAUCCUUAUUGGUGAAAUUGGAGGUAGCGCUGAGGAGUUGGCAUCUGAAUAUCUUAUCCAAAAUAACACUGGUCAAAAGGCGAAACCAGUGGUCUCAUUCAUUGCGGGACUCACUGCCCCUCCUGGAAGACGUAUGGGUCACGCUGGUGCCAUCAUUUCUGGUGGAAAAGGAGGGGCUAUGGAUAAAAUUAAAGCACUGGAAAAGGCGAAUGUAAUUGUAACCCGCUCUCCAGCUAAAAUGGGAGUUGAACUACUCAAAGAAAUGAAACGAUUAGAAAUUGUC